UCCCUUGGCUGAUUGACGUUGGAAUAGCGGAUAGUAAUCGGGUACUGAUGGUGGUUGUUAACCUUCUGAAAGGCAGCACUGCUCUGCUUCGAACCUACGGCGGCGGCGGCUGCACAUCCUUUCGCUGCCAAAUCAAACCGAACAGAAAUUGGGAUUUCUUAAAGUGGAAAAACCGACCCCUUUCGCAAUCCCCUCUCCGUAUCUCCCUUCGCAGCUGCAAAUGCACAUCAGCACCUAUCGAUUCUUCUUCUUCGUCUGUUAUCCAAGAAACAGCAUCCUCUCCCGCUGGUGCCGGUGACGAUGUCGUCGAUAUGUCGGUAAUGAAGGAUUCAGCCAACACGCUGGACAUGAGGGUUGGCGUAAUAGUAAAAGCGUGGAGACACGAGGAGGCCGAUUCCCUUUAUGUGGAAGAGGUCGACAUUGGUGAGCCACAACCCAGAAUCAUCUGCAGCGGUCUUGUCAAUUAUGUUCCUCUUGACCAUCUUCAGGACAGGAAGGUAGUUGUGCUUGCUAAUCUGAAGCCAAGGAACAUGCGUGGUGUCAAGUCAUCCGGGAUGCUUAUGGCUGCUUCUGAUGCAUCACAUGAGAAUGUGGAGCUUCUUGUGCCUCCUGAGGGUUCAACUCCAGGUGAAAGGAUAUGGUUUGGCUCUGCAGAAGAAAAAGAGAACCUGCCUGAUGCUGCCUCCCCGAACCAGAUCCAGAAGAAGAAGAUAUGGGAAUUGGUGCAGCCACAUCUAAAGACUGAUGCUUAUUGUGUUGCUGCACUUGGGGGGCAUGUCAUGCGAACGUCAGAAGGUGUGGUUUCAUGCAGAUCUCUGAGAAAUGCAAACGUAUCAUAAUCGAACUUAGAUCUUCAUCCAUUUUGACUUUUGAACGUAGUCUUCUAACCUUGCUUAGUGUGAUUUUUGACCUAUUCAUGGAAUAGUUUGUAUUGUUUAGCAUUUUCCUACGUUCAAAUGGUCCAAAUUUGUUGGCUGAUCUUUCAAUUUUAUUGUAAAACAUGGGAUGGAGUUGCUUUGUAUUACCCUUGGUCGGUUGGUAGUUCUUCAAUAAACAAUGAGGCUUCUUAUUUA
Messenger RNA from Rhododendron vialii, 1073 nucleotides. RefSeq lists its product as uncharacterized. NCBI's taxonomy places the organism in Eukaryota, Viridiplantae, Streptophyta, Magnoliopsida, Ericales, Ericaceae. Gene Ontology annotation, molecular function: tRNA binding. The transcript has 3 exons. The record is from RefSeq and is a predicted model, not a curated record. The coding region runs from base 48 to 839 and encodes 263 amino acids.